Molecule: messenger RNA, 2736 nt
Organism: Carcharodon carcharias (great white shark)
Lineage: Eukaryota; Metazoa; Chordata; Chondrichthyes; Lamniformes; Lamnidae
Product: metalloreductase STEAP1-like
Exons: 5
Coding region: 82-1143 (353 amino acids)
Cellular component (GO): endosome; plasma membrane
Source: RefSeq, a predicted model, not a curated record
ACACCUGGGUUAUAUCCACUAUUUUAGUGUCUCAUUGAUUCGGGCUGACAACAAUUUAGAAGGUAUUAACAGUGACUCCUAAUGGAUAUUGAGAGUGCCUAUCCUACACGUAACAAUGGAGAUGAAAAAUGUGCAAUGGAGUUGUCAACAAGUGGAGUAAAUAACGUGAAAAUGAAUUCCAGGAUAUCAACAGGAAACGUGACAUUGCCGAAUCAUCCACCUUUUGAUGACUUUGAAUAUCCCUCACAACUAGAUAGACAACUGGAACUUUUCCCACUCUGGCACUUUCCUGUCAAACUAGCUGGGGGGCUGUCCAUUGCUGUUUUCACAUAUACUUUAUUAAGAGAUAUCGUUCAUCCCUAUAUAACUGAAAACAAAAAUGUAUUUUAUAAAAUUCCCAUUUUGGUCAUGAACAAAGUUCUUCCAGUGGUUGCCAUUACACUUUUGGCUUUAGUGUAUUUACCAGGAAUUUUGGCAGCCACUUUCCAGCUCCAUUUUGGUACCAAAUAUAGACGUUUUCCUCAGUGGCUAGCUCGCUGGAUGUUGGUACGGAAACAACUAGGACUCCUCAGCUUCUUUUAUGCUGUGCUGCAUGCAUUCUUCAGUCUGUGCUAUCCUAUGAGAAGAUCCUACAGAUACAAAUUACUCAACUGGGCAUAUCAACAGGUGAAACAAAACAAAGAAAAUGCCUGGAUUGAGGACGAUGUCUGGAGAAUGGAAAUUUAUGUUUCACUAGGAAUUUUGGGUCUUGCAAUUCUCGCCAUAUUGGCUGUGACUUCUGUUCCUUCUGUUGGCAAUUCAUUGAAUUGGAGAGAAUUCCAGUAUAUACAGUCAAAGAUGGGAUAUUGUGCAUUAUUCCUCUGCACUCUUCAUGCUCUGGUGUAUGCCUGGAGAAAGUGGGUGGAGCUCAAAUACUUCAUCUGGUACACACCUCCAACAUUUAUAAUCGCAGUUCUUCUGCCCAUUAUAGUUUUGCUAUGCAAAGUAGUAUUUCUGUUCCCAUGUCUUGCAAAAAGAUUGGGUAGAAUUCGACGUGGAUGGGAAUGGAAGUCAAAAUAUAAAACCGAUUCCACUCUUAAUACUGAUACAGUGGAAGAUGAGGCUACUGCUAAAAGAUUAGACUGUGCCGCAGAAGAUCACUAAUGACCCCAUGGUGCAAAUGAGCAAAUCUUGCAAUUGCAUAUUGUGAUGCCUUUGGUGCACUUUUUUUAAAAAAGCCCCAAUUUCUGUCCUGUUUUUUUUGUUAAAUAUUUCUUAUUGGAUUUGUUAAAUAUAGAAAACUUGAUACUAGUAUUGUGAGAGAACAGUACUACAAAAGAAAACUUGCCUUCCUUUCCACACAACCAUUGAGGUAACCAAAUGUUUGUUUUUAAAAUAUUUCUUGGUCAGCAUACAUGCUGGUCAUUGAAAUGUUGCAAAUUUUAGCAGACUGCAUCAUCCUCUGUAUAUUCAAAUAAUAAGUAAAUGUUUUUUUACUAGUCAGUGUUGAAGUUUAACACAUGUUUGAUCAUAAAAUAAUGUAAUAACCUGAGUGGGAAGAUCAGAAAAUAAAUUAUUUCUUAAGAGAUUUUAGUCAUUCCACUUAUGCUCCCCAUUACCAGAAUUAGCUAUUUUGGGGAAUUGGGGCAGUUCUGCUCUUUCUUUCAGUGGUUGUGUUGUGAAAUAUUGAUAUUUUAAUUUUCUCAUGUCUUAUACUAUCUUUAGGGAAAAAGAUUUUUAUCUUGAACUUUAAUCUCUGUACUUUUUUCUGACAUUAUCAAUCAAUAUAUGGGAUUCCCAUUGUCUUUUAUACUUUUUGCAACAUUAAAGGGAAAAUUCUGCAAUUGGAUUUUAAGUGACUAUUCAAAAGACAUUUUGUCAAUCAAUAGAAUAUAUUUUUUUUUAAAUUUUGCAGCAGAAGUUUAACCAGACCAAUGAAUGACAUUCUGCAGUAGUACACAGCCUUAAAUUCUCUUGUGCUGAUAUCUGUACCUUGGUGCGGAAUCCCAACUUAGUGGUAGUUAUUAAUAUAAUAGAACUUUAAACUACCACUGAAAGAAAGUUAAUAUUUACGUAUAUAAUUCUAUUUUCCACUCUUUAAAAAGUUUUUCCAUAGUGUCUUGUAUUUUUUCAUAAUGUUGCUUAAAUUUUUUCAUAGAUUAAGCAUUUAUAGGUGGAUAGUGUCUGAACAAUGUAAAAUGGAUUUAAAUGAAGUGAAUUGCUGUGCCAAUAUAGAAAUGGUUUUAUGAACCAGUUUAUCUAAGACGCUGCUGUACUGUGAAAAUAACUUGCAUUUAUACAGUGCCUUUUUAAUGUGGUAAAGCUGCACUGCAACUUUUUAAAUGGCAGGUACUGCAGCUAUAAACUUGCAAUAUUUUACAAAUCACUUUUGUGUAUUUUGUAUUGGAGUAUUUUCACUGUCAUAUUGAACAUGUAAAAUGUGAUUUAAUAUAGGGCAAGUAUAAUACAAAUUAGUUCAAUAAUAAGAUAUAAACCUUUUUGUUAGAUUUAAUUACUUUUACCUGCACUACUUAUACCUGCAUUUAUUGACUUAACAAUUAAAAUCAAAGGAAGUAACCUCACCCCCAAAUAAAACAAUCUUAGAUAAGACAUGAAAACAUUUCAACAUGUGUUUUUCAGGCUGUAACAAGCAAAAAAAAGGUUUUAGUAUUUAAAUCUUUCUACUGACUCUGCGUAUUCUAUAUUAAAUUUGGAAGCAAAUGGGUGUAUUAGUGAGAGGCAGCAUGGUUUUGUGAA